AUGAAUCCAGUUUGUUUGAAACUCAUUGAAGCCAUAUUUAUGGUGUGUUUGGUGUUGCAGGUGGAACUUGCUUGUGCAAAAGAGGUGGACAUUGUUUAUGGAAAAGAGGAUGAGCUUGUUUCAUCAAAAGUGGUUAGGUGCAUAGAAAGGGAGAGGGAAGCACUCCUCGACUUGAAGGGUGGCCUUGUGGAUCACUAUGGCAUGCUGUCAUCUUGGACAACUGCUGAUUGUUGCCAAUGGAAGGGAAUUCGUUGUAGCAACCUUACUGGCCAUGUAUUAAUGCUCGAUCUUCAUGGAGAGUCUCGAAAUAUACCAUAUGAGAUUGGGAAACUUUCAAACUUGCAAACGCUUUAUCUUGGAGGAUAUGAUGGUGGUGCUCUUAAAAUUGACGAUGGGAAUCGUGCUGGAGGUCAGUGGCUAUCUAAUCUCUCUUCUUUGACCCAUCUUCACUUGGUUGGGAUAUCUAAUCUUAACCGUUCUAAAAGCUGGAUGCAAAUGAUUGUUAAGCUACCAAAACUAAGAGAACUAAGUUUAUCCGAUUGUAGCCUUUCCGAUCAUUUUAUCCUUUCAUUGAACACUUCCAAAUUCAAUUCUUCUACUUCCCUUUCUGUCAUUGACCUCUCUUGGAACACCUUCACGUCAUCCAUGAUAUUCCAGUGGGUGUCAAAUAUCAGUUCCAACCUUGUUGAGCUUGACCUUACUGCUAACAAUCUCUUGGAGGCUCCCCCAUCAAGUCAUUUUGGCAUAGUGAUGAAUUCUCUUGAGCGGCUUUACCUCUCCUUUAAUAGACUCAAGGACAGUGUUAUUAAAUCCUUCAUGAAUAUAUGCACCUUACGUUCUUUAUACUUGUCUCAGAAUAAUUUGACUGAAGAACUUCCAUCAAUUCUUCUUAACAUGUCUCGUGGCUGUGUUAGAUACUCAUUACAAGAGUUGAAUCUGAGAGAGAAUCAAAUCACUGGUUCGUUACCUGACCUUUCGAUAUUCACAUCUUUGAAAACAUUGGAUCUUUCUCGUAAUAGAUUAAGUGGAAAGAUACCUGAAGGUAGCAGAUUGCCAUCUCAGUUGGAGUCUUUGUCAAUCGGAUCAAACUCUUUAGAAGGUGGAGUUCCCAAAUCAUUUGGGGACGCUUGUACUUUGCGCUCAUUGGACCUUUCCAAUAACAGUUUGAGCGUAGAGCUUGGAGUGAUAUUUAAUCACUUGUCUGGGUGUGCUAGGUACUCGUUGCAAAAUUUGUAUUUGGAAGAAAAUAAAAUCAACGGCACACUAGCUAACCUUCCAAUAUUCUCAUCUAUGAAAACAUUGGAUCUUUCUAGUAAUUGA
Molecule: messenger RNA, 1320 nt
Organism: Gastrolobium bilobum
Lineage: Eukaryota; Viridiplantae; Streptophyta; Magnoliopsida; Fabales; Fabaceae
Product: receptor-like protein EIX1
Exons: 4
Coding region: 1-1320 (439 amino acids)
Molecular function (GO): protein binding
Source: RefSeq, a predicted model, not a curated record